Molecule: messenger RNA, 1908 nt
Organism: Lates calcarifer (barramundi perch)
Lineage: Eukaryota; Metazoa; Chordata; Actinopteri; Centropomidae
Gene: evx1
Product: even-skipped homeobox 1
Exons: 3
Coding region: 96-1229 (377 amino acids)
Biological process (GO): regulation of transcription by RNA polymerase II
Cellular component (GO): nucleus
Molecular function (GO): RNA polymerase II cis-regulatory region sequence-specific DNA binding; DNA-binding transcription factor activity, RNA polymerase II-specific
Source: RefSeq, a predicted model, not a curated record
CACACACCCCUCCAACCUGAAAAUCAUCUCCUUUGGUUUUGACGGCUUGCACUCUCCCCGCGAAGUCGAGGGUUUUCUAAGUCGCGUUCGUUGUGAUGGAAAGCAGAGAGGAGAUGGUGAUGCUGGCGGAGGGAGGUCAGCUUGGCAAGAGCGGCUCGAAUUUGUCGGAAGCCGUCGGGAACCCCGCGCGAGAACCGCAGGGGAAGCCGAGCCACAGGGGCUGCCUGAGCCCCGGCGCUGCGCCUUACUCCCGGGACAGGGGCGAGCUGGCGACGGAGGAGAGUGCACGGAGGAAUAUGUGUGCCGACAUGAGGCCGGUUGGCACGUCCUCCUCCGGAGAGAGGCACCGGACUGAUCACCACCACAAAGACGGCAGCAGCUCAGACACCGAGUCGGACUUCUACGAGGAAAUUGAUGUCAGCUGCACCCCUGAAAGCAUGGACUACCCGACAGCCAAAGGUAGAAAUGGAGAUUCUCCGGGUCACCCGAGUGAUACCGGUGCUGACCCGGGUAAAACCGUCCCGGGUCAGGGCUCUCUGUCCUACGCAGCGGACCAGAUUCGCCGGUACCGGACGGCGUUCACCCGGGAGCAGAUAGCACGGCUGGAGAAGGAAUUUUACCGGGAGAACUACGUGUCCAGGCCGCGGAGAUGCGAACUGGCGGCCGCCUUAAAUCUACCUGAAACCACCAUCAAGGUGUGGUUUCAGAACCGCAGGAUGAAAGACAAGCGCCAGCGCCUGGCCAUGACGUGGCCUCACCCCGCCGACCCGGCCUUCUACACCUACAUGAUGAGCCACGCGGCGGCCACGGGGAACCUGCCCUACCCCUUCCCGUCCCACCUGCCGCUACCUUACUACUCCCACCUGGGUGUCGGAGCCGGCUCGGCUCCGGCGGCGGCCGCUACCCCUUUCUCCAACCCACUGCGCUCCCUCGACAGUUUCCGGAUGCUGUCCCACCCAUACCAGAGGCCCGAGCUCCUGUGCGCCUUCAGGCACCCGUCCCUGUACCCGGGUCCGACCCACGGCCUCGGUCCCGGGGGAAGCCCUUGCUCCUGCCUGGCCUGUCACUCCAGUCAAACCAACGGUAUCUCAACCAGGCCCUCCGGCUCGGACUUCGCUUGCUCCCCAACUAGCAGGACUGACGCUUUUGUCACUUUCACGCCUUCAGUGCUCAGCAAAUCCUCAUCUGUGACAUUAGACCAGAGGGAAGAAGUGCCUCUGACCAGAUAAAACCAAAACAAAACAACUCUUGUUCUUAUAUAAGCCUUUACCAUAAGCUUUUUAAACCUAACAUAUUAUAUGAUCAGGACUGAAACAGCAUGAAGAGGUAGCCUGAGAGCAGUGAAAGCCAGCUUAAACUUGGGUACAAGAUAAUUAGCCAGAUCUUCAGCUAUGUGACGCACAACAGAUCUUCCAUUAUUGAAAAAAAAAUAAUAAUAAUCCCAUCGCAGAUGCAGGACAGUGGGCUGAAAUAUGACGGCAUGGACACAAAAACAGAUUUGAUUUUUAGAAGAUUAAUUUGAUGUGAGACAUGGGAAACGUUUAAAUCUUCCGUGAUGGAUGGCGUUACAGGUUUUUAUCAUUACUUGUCUCUUUACGCGUCCAAAUCGACAUCCGUGUAUUGUUAGUUACGCGAGAAUGAUGCUUUCCAUCUCUCUUUUUUAACAAGGGGAUUUGUUAACAGGCUGCGGCCGUCUCAUUAUAACCAAGCUCUCCACACCGGGGCCCUCCAUGGCGGCCCGGACCGAAAUGUGCAGAUGCUAGUCAAAAAAAAAAAAAUUAGUAAGUGAUGUAUAUGUACGACCCGGUGAAUUUUGAGUGUUAAAUUAAUGAUAAUACCAGGAAGGGGAUCGUUGCUGCCAAAAGGUAACAAGGCGCCAGGGGAACGGAUUACCACCACUACUACUAC